This is a messenger RNA of Aspergillus melleus, 429 nucleotides long. RefSeq names its product sorting nexin-3 (gene SNX3). The record is from RefSeq and is a predicted model, not a curated record. Gene Ontology annotation, biological process: endocytic recycling; late endosome to Golgi transport. Gene Ontology annotation, cellular component: early endosome membrane; retromer complex. Bases 1 to 429 code for a protein of 142 amino acids. The transcript has 3 exons. Gene Ontology annotation, molecular function: phosphatidylinositol-3-phosphate binding. Lineage: Eukaryota; Fungi; Ascomycota; Eurotiomycetes; Eurotiales; Aspergillaceae.
AUGCAGGCCGUUCCCGAAUCCCGACAGCAGACCUUCGAGGAGAUUUACGGUCCUCCCGAAAACUUCCUCGAAAUUGAAGUCCGUAAUCCCCAAACGCACGGCACGUCGCGAAACAUGUACACCUCGUAUGAAAUCAUCUGCCGCACCAACAUCCCCGCCUUCAAGCUCAAGCACUCCAUUGUGCGCCGCCGAUAUUCCGACUUUGAAUACUUCCGAGACAUCCUGGAGCGCGAGAGCACGCGCGUUACUAUCCCUCCGCUGCCCGGCAAAGUGUUCACCAACCGCUUCAGCGACGACGUCAUCGAACAUCGACGGAAAGGUCUGCAGCGGUUCCUGGAGGUUGUCGCUGGCCAUCCGCUGCUGCAGACGGGGAGUAAGGUGCUGGCCAGCUUUAUUCAGGAUCCGAACUGGGACCGCAAUGCAUGGUAG